AAUUUUCGGUGAUUGAAAUGUACACAUGUGUGUGUCAUGCUAUGCCUAGUAUGGUGUCAUGUCACAAGAACUUCGAGCAGUCUGGAAGUAAAUUAUCUGCAAGACAACCAUAAAAGAACGGCAAUUCGUGCACCAUUUUUUGCCAACUUAGGAUAAGAGUAAGAGGAAGAAAGAAAAUUUGUUAUUUUAUACGGUUCCACUACCAGUGGGCUGUUCUCUGACUAAAGUAUAUAGUCAGUCAUAUCAAGAUGGCCUCCUCAGAGAAACUCACAAGGAUUGCCAUCGUCAACAGUGACAAAUGCAAGCCCAAGAAAUGCAGACAAGAAUGCAAGAAGUCAUGUCCAGUUGUCAGAAUGGGUAAACUAUGUAUCGAAGUAGUCCCAACUAGCAAGAUAGCAGCUAUAUCAGAACAACUUUGUAUUGGAUGUGGUAUUUGUGUAAAGAAAUGUCCAUUUGAGGCCAUUCACAUCAUCAAUUUGCCAAGUAAUCUUGAAAAGGAUACAACACACAGAUAUAAUGCAAAUUCAUUUAAGUUACACAGAUUACCCACCCCAAGACCAGGUGAAGUUCUAGGUCUAGUAGGGACUAAUGGAAUUGGCAAGUCAACAGCCCUGAAGAUACUUGCAGGAAAACUCAAACCAAAUCUAGGAAAGUUUGCUUCCCCUCCAGAUUGGCAGGAGAUCUUGCUCUACUUCCGAGGUUCUGAACUCCAGAACUACUUCACCAAGAUCUUAGAGGAUGACCUGAAGGCUAUCAUUAAGCCUCAGUAUGUAGACCAGAUCCCAAAGGCUGUUAAGGGUACCGUUCAACUCUUGUUGGAUAGGAAAGAUGAGACAGACACACAAGAUGUCAUAUGUGAACGACUAGACCUUACGAAAAUCAAGGAUCGCAAAGUAGAGGAGUUAUCUGGAGGAGAGUUACAAAGAUUUGCAUGUGCUGUAGUAUGUAUACAGCAGGCUGAUAUCUACAUGUUUGAUGAACCAUCUAGUUACCUUGAUGUUAAACAACGUCUCAAAGCAGCCCAAGCCAUCAGAUCACUUAUACAUUCUGAUAAGUACAUCAUUGUAGUGGAGCACGAUUUAUCAGUGUUAGAUUAUCUCUCUGAUUUCAUCUGUUGUCUCUACGGUGUUCCCAGUGCAUAUGGUGUUGUCACAUUGCCAUUUAGUGUUAGGGAAGGAAUCAACAUAUUCUUGGAUGGCUUUGUUCCGACGGAAAACCUGAGAUUUCGAGAGACGUCACUGGUCUUCAAGGUUUCUGAGAAUGCAGAAGAGGAAGAGAUCAAGAGGAUGCGUCGAUACCAGUACCCAGGAAUGAGCAAAACAUUAAAGUCAUUCCACAUGGAUGUUAACCAAGGAGAAUUCACUGAUUCAGAGAUCAUUGUGAUGUUGGGAGAGAAUGGAACGGGGAAGACCACAUUCAUCAGGAUGAUGGCUGGUAUUCUCAAACCAAAUGAUGAAGGUGUGACAGUCCCUCAGCUGAACAUCAGUUACAAGCCACAGAAGAUCAGUCCAAAGUCUCAGGGUACGGUCAGGAUGCUACUCCAUUCCAAGAUAAGAGAUUCCUAUGUUCAUCCACAGUUCAUCUCUGAUGUCAUGAAGCCACUUUCAAUCGAGAGCAUCUUUGACCAAGAGGUUCAGAACUUAUCCGGUGGUGAAUUGCAGCGUGUAGCCUUAACUCUAUGCCUUGGUCAACCAGCUGAUGUCUAUCUCAUUGACGAACCAUCUGCCUAUCUUGACUCAGAGCAGCGUCUCGUUGCCGCUAAAGUCAUCAAAAGGUUCAUCCUCCAUGCGAAGAAGACAGGAUUCGUAGUGGAACACGACUUCAUCAUGGCUACCUACCUGGCUGACCGAGUCAUAGUGUUUGAUGGCAUGCCAUCUAUCAAGACCAGAGCUAACACGCCACAGUCUUUGCUUGUCGGUAUGAACAAGUUCCUCAAGUCACUCGAUAUCACCUUCCGCAGAGAUCCAACAAACUUCCGACCUCGCAUCAACAAGCUCAACUCUGUCAAGGACACAGAGCAGAAGAAGACAGGCAACUUCUUCUUCCUUGAAGAUUAAACACUCAAUCUAGCUCAUUAUAAAGUCUCAUCUACAUGGAAGCCGCAAGGCCCCUUGAUUCCUUUGGAAUAAGCCAGUUUGGGGUUAAUACUUGUCUGCAAUGACCUUGAAAUUGAUCAGAUAUUUCAAAACACAGAGAGAUUCAUUGUUUGCACUUAAAGUAAUGUAUCCUGAAGUGAAAAGGAUGUCUAAUGAACAGCUUUAAUUCCCUUUAGAAUUAAAUUAUUGCAACACUUUGGUAUCAUGGAAUACACUGAGUGAACAAUGAUAUGAUAUUCCCAAUUGGUCAGGAAUCUGAAGUUCAUCUCUGAAUGUGUAGAGGUAAUUUAUUCCAUUAGCUGCCUUUUGAAUUCAAUAAGCCACAAUGAUUGGAAUCCAGUCCAUGCAUAUUGCAUUGUAAGCAAUCUUCUUGUGGUUUUGAUGUCAUUGGGGUUUAGAUUUGGUCUGGUAUCUACAGAAUUAUGUUCAGAUUAUAUCUAUGAAUUGGCUUAUUCUUUGAGGAAUGUCCUUGAAGUCUAAUAGGGAGAUUAUCUUAUCUCUUUGUUAGUACAUAUUAAGUCAUGCAAGUCAUUAUCAGGUGCGUUCUCCUUGCAACGUCUCAUUCUGAUUAAGAGUUAUUUUGAUUUAUUCUACUUUGUGAAUAGGACUUCUUCUUUUUUGCUCAUUUUAAAUGAUUUAUUUAUCUGUCCUUUAAUCCUUUUGCUUCAUCUAUAACCUAGGUCUCCACUGUUUAAAGAGAAAAAAUGAUCCCAUUCUCUUUGGGUUCAUCUCUACAGGUAUUUUAUUGUAGGUUUAGAGGACCUUUUACACAUCUUUGUCAUGUACAGACAUCCCUAAGGGAUGUGUUUUAAAUUGAAUUCAUGGUUUUGUUUAAAGGGCCACAUCCUGUACCUAGGGGAUUGCACAAACAGAGGCUAAUUAAAUUCAAAGCCCAGUAUAUUACAAGGUUUAUUGCAGUCAUGUUGCCUUCUUUUAAUCACUGUAUUUACGAUAAGAAUGAAUUAACAGUUCAGUACAUCAUUGAUACUUUGUACUACUGGUACAGAAAUUAUGUUGUUUUUCCAAGAAAAUGUCAGUUCUCUGAUUAUUUAUAGAUCUGUUCGUGUUUGUGCCUCAUUUUAACAGCGAAAGACCUGUUUAUGCGGUGAUUAAAAUCUUCAGCAUAUGUCCAUGUUAUGUCAAGAAACAAUUUUCAAUUUACUAAGUGUGCAGGCCAUGUUUCAUAAAUGUGUUAUCAGUGGGUGUUAUAAGCUCCUGUUAGAAGCCACUAAAUGGUGCCAUUUGAUCAUUUGGUUGAAGAACAAAGUUGUAAAUUUCUAACAUUUUUUGAAGGACAAGUCCACCCCAAUAAAAAGUUGGUUUGAAUAAAAGGAGAAAAAUCCAACAAACACAACACUGAAAAUUUCAUCAAAAUCGGUUGUAAAAUAAAAAAGUUAUGAUAUUUUAAAGUUUUGCUUAAUUUCACAAAACAGUUAUAUGCACAUCCUGGUCGGUAUGCAAAUGAGCAGACAGAUGACGUCACCCACUCACUAUUUCUUUUGUAUUUUAUUAUAUGAAAUAUGAAAAAUUCGAAUUUUCUCCUCAUUGUCAUGUGGAACAACUUUUUAUUCCUCUCUGAACAUGUGCAAUUACCAUUAUUUUAACAGUUUGUGGUUGAAUCAAGUUGGUCCCAAUUGUCAAAUCUGUAAAAAUUGAAAUAUUGUAUAAUUCAAACAAUAAAAAGCAAAAGAAAUAGUGAGUGACAUCAUCGACUCUCAUUUGCAUAUCAAUGAGUUGUGCAUAUAACUGUUUUGUGAGAAAUAAGCAAAACUUUAAAAUGUCAUAACUUUCUUAUUUUACAUCCGAUUUUGAUGAAAUUUUCAGUUUUAUGUUCGUUUGGUGGACUUGACCUUUAAUCGGCAACAAGUUUUGUAAUACAGGGAAAAUAAAUAUACGUGAAAAAAAGCUCCUUAUGAAGGCCACUUUCUUUUACAUCGCCCCCAUACCGAGAUAGUUAAUUUAUGCUACUCUUGUAUUGGUUUUAUUCAACUUCCAUUUUUUGGAAGGGAUUUGCCUCAAGAAAAUGACAAGUACAUUUGGAAUGACCUGUAGUCUAUUAUAACAAUUUCUUUGUCAUGGGACUCUUACUGUAUAGAACUAUCAGUGCACACAUAUUUAACUUAAUAAUUAUAAUUUAUAAAGUGCCAUGGCAAAUGUUGAAUGUAUUUCCUUGAAUAUUUUAUCUUUUUUUUGUGUGCAUGUAUUAUAAUUAAAAUGCAAACUAUGCAUUGCUCUGUAAGAAUACAAUAGAAGUAUUGUAUUGUAAUUGAAGUUCAGACAGAAACAGAUGUUGUAUAUGGGACUUUGAUUCUAGUGGCAUUAUUAGCUGCCUUUGUCUUCUGAUCAUGUGGGCAGAAUCAGAUUUUAUUUUAUAAACAUCUGAAAAUUACUUGAAAACAGGUUCAAAUGUCCAUUUUUUAAUGUUGAAAAUGGUACGACUUUAUAUAUAUAAUAAUCAUAGAACUCUUUGUCUAUUCUGAUUAAAAUGUGUGCAUGAAAUGAAGAAA
Lytechinus pictus (painted urchin) is the source of this 4603-nucleotide messenger RNA. RefSeq names its product ATP-binding cassette sub-family E member 1-like. The record is from RefSeq and is a predicted model, not a curated record. Lineage: Eukaryota; Metazoa; Echinodermata; Echinoidea; Temnopleuroida; Toxopneustidae. Gene Ontology annotation, biological process: translational initiation; translational termination; ribosomal subunit export from nucleus. The transcript is spliced from 16 exons. Bases 249 to 2057 code for a protein of 602 amino acids. Gene Ontology annotation, molecular function: ATP binding; iron ion binding; ribosomal small subunit binding.